AUGACUUUUCUUUGGCAGCUUCCCCAAAGGCUGUUCCUUCUGGGGACAACUGCUCUGGCUGUGUCUGCCCUGGGGACAGCGGACCUGACAGACAUGUGCGGACAGACAUGGCAAGGGGAUGCGCUGCAGCUGCGCUCGCACUCGGCUUCUCGCAAGUUCUAUUUUGUGACUCCGAACACCGACUGCGUGUUGUGGCUGCAUGCCGCGACCCCUGAAGACAGGAUACGCUUCCAGUUCCGCUUCUUCCUGGUCUACAGCUUGUCCUCUGCCACCCGGAUCACCGCAGCUACCGUGUCCACCACAACCACCCGGGCCCCCAAUGCUUCCUUGCCCGACCCGUGCGCACCCGGCUCCUACCUGCAGUUCUAUGACGGCCCGCAGGGGGCGCCCCGAGCCCUUGAACCCCCGACCUGCGGCCUGACCAUCCCCGCCCCUCUCAUGUCCUCGGGACCCUGGCUUGGCCUGCGCUUGGUCACCAGGGGCCGCCAGCCCCGUGUGGAUUUCUUGGGCGAGGUGACCUCUUUCCGCCUGGGGUUUUGCGGCACCUACUUCCGCUGUCGGAAUAGCAGGUGUGUGCCCCGGAGCCUGCUGUGUGAUGACAGGGACAUGGACAACUGUGGUGAUGGCAGUGACCAGGACUCCCAACCUCCAGCCAGCUGCAGAGGUCCCUCUCUGGUACCCACACAGACCCCGAGAACGGAAGAUGACAGGUCCAGCCCUCUGACUCUCCUCAUGGCUCUUGGCUCUGCAGCGGAGAGGACCUCUCCAGCAAGCCUGGCACCCAUCACACAAGAAGUGUUGGAAGGUGCCUGGGUCCGGUGGGUGGCUCUGGCCUCCUCGAUACUGUUGACAUCCACUGGCCUCCUCUGGUGGUGCUGCUGCUGCCCAGGUUGGCUGGGUUGGCACCCAGGGGCUCACAGGCUCUGUCUCAGAUGCUGUGCAUCCUACAAUGCUUGCCACCUGUGUCCUGGUCGGGUGGCUCCUGGGGAUCUGUGGCUGAACUGGCCAGCUCUCCAGAGCCAGGGAGGCCGUCCUUAG
This is a messenger RNA of Chionomys nivalis (European snow vole), 1038 nucleotides long. RefSeq names its product low density lipoprotein receptor class A domain containing 2 (gene Ldlrad2). The transcript has 5 exons. The record is from RefSeq and is a predicted model, not a curated record. Gene Ontology annotation, molecular function: protein binding. The coding region runs from base 1 to 1038 and encodes 345 amino acids. Lineage: Eukaryota; Metazoa; Chordata; Mammalia; Rodentia; Cricetidae.